GCCUCCGCUGAAGAGCUCUGAUUGGCUGGCGCUAAUACGAACGACGCCACUAGGGGCGGGCCGGAGAGGAGCGCAAGCGCACUGCGCUACGAGUCUCGGGACCCCUUUCCUGGAGACUAUGGCGCUCAACAAGAAUCACUCGGAGGGCGGCGGAGUGAUCGUCAACAACACCGAGAGCAUCCUCAUGUCCUAUGAGCAUGUGGAACUUACAUUCAAUGACAUGAAGAAUGUGCCAGAGGCCUUCAAAGGGACCAAGAAAGGGACCGUCUACCUUACCCCUUACCGGGUCAUCUUUCUGUCCAAGGGGAAGGAUGCCAUGCGGUCCUUCAUGAUGCCGUUCUAUCUGGUGAAGGACUGUGAGAUCAAGCAGCCUGUGUUUGGUGCAAACUACAUCAAGGGAACAGUGAAGGCAGAGGCAGGAGGUGGCUGGGAAGGCUCCGCCUCCUACAAGCUGACCUUUACGGCAGGGGGCGCCAUCGAGUUUGGACAGCGGAUGCUACAGGUGGCAUCUCAAGCCUCCCGAGGCGAAGCCCCCACUGGAGCCUAUGGGUACUCCUACCUGCCCACCGGGCCCUAUGUCUUUCCCCCGCCAGUCGCCAAUGGAAUGUACCCUUGCCCUCCUGGCUACCCCUAUCCACCGCCCCCACCUGAGUUCUAUCCAGGACCUCCCAUGAUGGAUGGGGCCAUGGGAUACGUGCAGCCCCCACCACCGCCGUACCCUGGGCCCAUGGAACCACCAGUCAGCGGCCCCGAUGUCCCCUCCACUCCUGCAGCUGAAGCCAAGGCCGCAGAAGCAGCUGCCAGCGCCUAUUACAACCCGGACAACCCACACACCGUCUACAUGCCCACGAACCAGCCUCCGCCACCUCCCUACUACCCGCCAGAAGAUAAGAAGACCCAGUAGACCCCUCGCCCCGCCUCCUGCACCUCAUCGCUCUUUCCUUCCCCUCCCUGGGGAGCCGGAUCUGGGGUGGGGGUGAUGGGGGUCUGUAUUCUUCUUCCAGAUCUGAUCAUAAAACACUUACCAGGAACUGGCAUUGAUGGAAGGGUGGGGCCCCUUGACUGGGAGCUGCGCCUCCAGCGUCCCACACUGUCCCCGAGCCCAGCGCACUUCCCUCGCUGCAUCUCUGGGGCUCUCCUUGGGAGUGCAGGGUGUUCCCCGAGUUCCUGUCUUGCUCUAGUAGCUUCUACCCACAGAGGGACUCUCUGGCCACCUCCUCUGCUGCAGUCUAGCUCCCUUGUUUUGGUAGCUACUUUAUCCAGCCUCCGGUCCACCCAAGGGCCCUGUCAGCCCUGCUCACAUUCCGUGCUCCGGUCUGUGCCUGCCAUGGAGGCCACGUCCGCCGGACUGUCAGUCCACAUUCCACCCGCAUCCAGCCCCAGUCACACCUGCCUGUCCUGUCCUGCCCUUGGUCAUUCUUUUGCCACCAGUGUGUGACAUUGGGGGCUUUAACAUGAGCUUUCAGGGGUGGGUAGCAUCAGGGCCAGGCCUGAGGCUCAGGGAGGAAGCCCUCUGCUUCCAUGCGGGUGUUUCUGGAGUUUGUUUCCCUUUGCCUUCUCUCUUUCCAUCUAGAAGGGGCUUUUGGAACUGGAGAUUGCAUGUCCGUCCCAGCAUGCCAUGAGAGGGCUGCUGGGGGCUGGAACGAGAGGCCCCUGACCCCGGGACCUGCCUGGGCGCGUGCUGACCACGACCGCUCUGCAGCUGUCAGCCUGCCCUCUUCCCCUUAAGCUUCAUGCCUGGUUGGCAACGUGCCCCCUGAUGCACUCAAAUUUGCUCCCGUUUGCUCCUAGACUGGCCGUGAAGUGAGGAGAUGGUUAUUUAAAGAGAAUUCCCUAUUUAUUUGACAAAAAAUUCCAGUUAAUAUAUUAAUGUGAAAUAAACCGUGUUUGCACCUUGAUUUGUCUGCUGAAAAUGUAAAGUAGUAAAGACAAAGUAACUGGAC
Messenger RNA from Miniopterus natalensis, 1943 nucleotides. It is a transcript of the gene WBP2, whose product is annotated as WW domain binding protein 2. Gene Ontology annotation, molecular function: chromatin DNA binding; transcription coactivator activity. Gene Ontology annotation, cellular component: nucleus. The record is from RefSeq and is a predicted model, not a curated record. Gene Ontology annotation, biological process: positive regulation of DNA-templated transcription. Lineage: Eukaryota; Metazoa; Chordata; Mammalia; Chiroptera; Miniopteridae.